This is a messenger RNA of Oryzias latipes (Japanese medaka), 1777 nucleotides long. The record is from RefSeq and is a predicted model, not a curated record. NCBI's taxonomy places the organism in Eukaryota, Metazoa, Chordata, Actinopteri, Beloniformes, Adrianichthyidae.
GGCCCCGCCCUCGGUGAGGGUUUUACGACGCAUGCGCAGUGGUGCCGCCUGUGCUUUCUCCUUCACCGUGUCCAGCUGCACAUAACAGCGCUGCUAAAGUGUGCACAGUCCGUUGCUUUAAAGACAAAGAACCUCUCUCCAAAACAUUCCUGUUGCGCCUGUUUGCUCCUCCAUCGUCUGAAGAGACAUGGCAGAGACAGAGGAGUUUGUGGAGCUUCAGGACAAGAAUGGAGCAGGCCAGCAGGCUGAGUGCAAAGAUGUUUGUGAGAUGAGUCGGCACCACACGCCCAAAAGCCCCGGUACAAUGGCUGUUCCUCCUGCAUACUCAGACUUGGGAAAGUCUGCCAAAGACAUCUUCAACAAAGGCUUUGGUUAUGGAGUUUUAAAGCUCGACAUAAAGACCAAGUCUCAGAGUGGCGUAAUGGAGUUCGCCACUUCCGGCUCCAACAACACGGACACGGGGAAGUCUGGAGGCCACCUGGAGACCAAGUACAAGCUGAACGAGCUGGGCCUUAGCUUCAACCAGAAAUGGAACACCGAUAACACGCUCACCACAGAGAUCACCAUGGAGGACCAGCUGGCGAAGGGCUUGAAGCUUGGUCUCGACUCGUCAUUUGUGCCAAACACCGGCAAGAAGAGUGCCAAACUGAAGACCGGUUACAAGCGGGAAUAUAUGAACCUGGGCUGCGACCUGGACUUUGACAUGGCUGGCCCGACCGUCCACGCCGCCGCCGUGCUGGGCUACGAGGGUUGGCUGGCCGGGUACCAGCUGGCUUUUGACACCGCUAAGUCUAAGCUUGCUCAAAACAAUUUUGCCCUUGGAUACAAAGCUGGCGACUUCCAGCUUCACACCCAUGUAAAUGAUGGCACAGAGUUCGGAGGCUCCAUUUACCAAAAAGUGAACAAUAGCUUGGAGACGGCGGUUCACCUGGCGUGGACGGCGGGCAGCAACAACACGCGCUUUGGUAUUGGAGCCAAAUAUCAGCUGGAUAAAGAUGCCAGCCUUUCUACUAAGGUAAACAACGCCUGCCUUGUUGGAGUUGGAUACACGCACACUCUUAGGCCAGGAGUGAAGCUCACCCUCUCUGCCAUGAUUGAUGGGAAGAACGUAAAUGGCGGCGGACACAAAGUGGGAUUGGGUUUUGAGCUGGAGGCAUAAAAUUCAGGAGAACAGAUGAGAGGAAAGCGGCGCAGGGAGAGGAGGAGGAUCCCACACAGAUAUGCAGACACACUCUCUUCAGCCUUAACCUGAAACCCAAAGCAGCCUGGAAGACCUUACAGUACUGUAAUCCACUCCGACUCAUGUCUGGGAUAGAAAAUAAAAUCUUUUAAAUAUAUUUUACCAGAGUACAAUUCCUCUCUAAUAAUGUGCUGCUUUAAAAAAACCUUCAGGAUCUCACUUGCGUGCUCUCUGAAAUGUUUUAAAGUCUCGUUUAGUUUAUGUGGUCAGUCUGAGUUCAAGAAGUUUUGUUAUGCAGUGUUUCUUUUGCACGUUUUCAAGGCAAGAGGGAUGAUUUUAAAGGUUAGUCAUUGGCAGAUAAAGCCAAUCCUCUUGAUCUUAGUCUCAAGCUGUGAAUAAUUAGCUGCCUGAACGUCUAAUUUUGGCUCCUCUUGUUGACUAAAGCGGAGGCAGACUUCAGUUUAGGCCUCUAUCAUCUCCUCUGUCUCGUUCUGUCUUCCGUCUUCCAGCAUUGACCUUCACACUUCACCUCUGUCCUUUCUAUAAUAGGGCAAAGAAAUUAGAACCUCAAAGUAAUUUUAAUGAAUAAAUAUCAGU